This is a messenger RNA of Poecilia latipinna (sailfin molly), 1900 nucleotides long. Its product is annotated as calretinin. The transcript is spliced from 11 exons. Gene Ontology annotation, biological process: regulation of presynaptic cytosolic calcium ion concentration; regulation of long-term synaptic potentiation. Lineage: Eukaryota; Metazoa; Chordata; Actinopteri; Cyprinodontiformes; Poeciliidae. The record is from RefSeq and is a predicted model, not a curated record. Gene Ontology annotation, cellular component: cytosol; synapse; terminal bouton. Bases 124 to 939 code for a protein of 271 amino acids. Gene Ontology annotation, molecular function: calcium ion binding.
GCCAGCGGGUGGUUAAAAAGCUCGGGCUGAGGAGGAGCAGCUCACAGAUCUGAGGAGCUCUGCACCGGGAAAAGUUUACCUCUAAGUACCACAGACCACCCAAAGGAGGGAGAACCCGCAGAGAUGGCAACUCAGGCGGAGCAGCUGCCCCACCUGCACCUGGCCGAGCUCACCGCGGCGCAGUUCAUCGACAUCUGGAAACAUUUUGACACAGACGGAAACGGCUACAUAGAGGGGAAGGAGCUGGAGAGCUUCUUCACAGAGCUGGAGACUGCGAGGCGAGGAGCCGGCGUGGAUCCCUCGCACGCUUUGUUCAAGGAGAAGUUGAAGGAGUUCAUGGCAAACUUUGACAAGAACUCUGAUGGUAGAAUUGAGAUGUCUGAGCUGGUCCAGAUUCUGCCGACGGAGGAAAACUUCCUGAUCUGUUUCAGAGAGUUUGUGAGAUCCAGUGCUGAAUUCAUGGAUGCUUGGCGGAGAUAUGACACUGAUCGUAGCGGAUACAUCGAGUCCAAUGAGCUGAAGGGUUUCCUGUCGGACCUGCUGAAGAAGGCCAACAGAGACUAUGACGACAAGAAACUCAACGAGUACACACAGACAAUUCUGAGGAUGUUUGACCUGAAUGGUGACGGUAAGCUGGGCCUCUCUGAGAUGGCGAGGCUUCUGCCGGUCCAGGAGAACUUCCUGCUCAAAUUUCAGGGCAUCAGACUCACCGUCAAGGAGUUUGACUCUCUCUUCACUUUCUAUGAUAAGGACGGUAACGGCUACAUUGAUGAGCAGGAGCUGGAUGCUCUGCUGAAGGACCUCUGUGACAAGAACAAAAUGGACUUGGACUCAACCGGGCUGGUGGACUACAAAAAGAGCAUCAUGGCUCUGGCUGACGGGGGGAAGCUGUACCGCACUGAGAUGGAGAUCGUCCUGUGCCGGGACUCCACGCUGUGACCCGCCCGCCUGCCUGCCUGCCUGCCUGCCUCCUGCCUGCCUGCCCGGGACCCUCCUGUCUUCCUGCACUGCUUCCUCCUUCCUACCUCUCAAUGUAGCCUGGUGCAUGUGUGACCAGAAACAGUGCGCCUGAAAGCACAGAAAAUACCUGCUGACUUUUCUUUUCUUCAUCAAAGUAAAGCUGUUUAUCGAGAUUUAAAUGGCAAGUGGAGAAUCUUGUGUAUUAUGCAUUUGUAUCUUUAACUCAAUCACAUAUGCUCCCUGUAGUUUUAGAGAAGGAACUCUGUUCUGUGGCAUCUCAUUGUUUUGUUUAUUUCAGGUUAUUUUGUUAUAAUGUUCUUGUUUUGUUUCACGAGGCUGGUACUGUUCUACAGAAAUAUACAAAUGAGAGGAUAAAUAAAUGCAACAUAAAUCCAGAAGCUGCUGCAGUGAAAGGUUUGUCUGGUGCUGUAAAACACUCACCUCUGUGUCGAGUGUAAAGAUUACAUCUCCUCUACAGAUCACCAGGAAGAGAGUGUUUCCCUCUAAGUGCUCCCUCUCUUUCUAAUCUCCUGCAGACAGAAAGUGUGUUGAAGAGGGAGCUUGUGCUGAUCCAUUUUUUAUAGUCUCGGAGGAACUUGACGACUCUUCCCGGGCCAUUUUGAGGGAAAGUGGGCAAAGUAGGAUAUGGGUGAUCAGUUCCCACUGCCUUUCCCACAAAAUGGCCUGCACACAGCAUGAAGAAAUACAACCAGCGUUUUCCACUUUAUAUCUCAGAAAACAAAUCAGAAAAAAGAGUCGCGCGUCUUCGAAAGCCAAGACGUCCUUAAUAUAAGUGAGCUGAAUGCAAUGUAGGCCAGAUUUUAUUUUAAAUCUGCUGGUUUCCUCCUGAUUUCAUCCCUCACGUGUGACGGAAACCAUGUAACGUCUAUCAAUUAAUCAUCAGCACAUAUUUAAUUAAACUCACUAUCUUUGAAUCACA